Molecule: messenger RNA, 2769 nt
Organism: Branchiostoma floridae (Florida lancelet)
Lineage: Eukaryota; Metazoa; Chordata; Leptocardii; Amphioxiformes; Branchiostomatidae
Product: DBH-like monooxygenase protein 1
Exons: 15
Coding region: 236-2104 (622 amino acids)
Biological process (GO): norepinephrine biosynthetic process; dopamine catabolic process; octopamine biosynthetic process
Cellular component (GO): secretory granule membrane
Molecular function (GO): copper ion binding; dopamine beta-monooxygenase activity
Source: RefSeq, a predicted model, not a curated record
GCUCACCUUUCUAUUGUUUGUGCCAGUGAGCUUUGGAGCGUGUGAAAUCUCAAGGAUUCAUGUCAAGGGUUCGUACCUUAGCACAGCUAGUAUUGAGCUCAGCUCACUUAACCCAGCAACACUGCACCGGGACAAUACAACUUAUAGCUCUGCCUCGUGAGGUUUACCUCAAGCAGUGACCGGCAUUUUGAACAGUUUGCUGACAGGUAUUUUCAGUGACGUACUCGGGAAUAAAAUGGCUGUACUUCUAGCUGCUGUUGUGGUCGCCCUGCUGUACAGUGGCACAGUCUCAGCAGCGGCCUAUCUCAACCAUCACGAGGUUCUGGACGAGAACGGGGACUUCCUCCUGUCCUGGACGUCUGAUGACGCGCAUGCGCAGAUCGAGCUGGAGGCCCGGGUGAGGACUCGAGGGUGGGUCGGCCUCGGGCUGUCCCCGAACGGAGGCAUGCCGGGAUCGGACAUCGUCAUCGGCUGGGUGAAGGACGGACAGGCCUAUCUCACGGACCGUUAUGCCGAUGAGAAGGCACUGCCCCCUGAGGACGAGAGCCAGGACUGGGAACUUCUGUCUGGGUACGAGAACGACACCCACACCGUCCUCAGGUUCAAGCGGAAACUACAGACGUGUGACGUCAGAGAUCGCGUCAUCAACAAAGACACCAUGCGUGUUCUUUGGGCGUGGCAUGACCAGGACCCAGAUGACGUCACAGGUCCGGCCUACCACAGGCUGAACCGCGGGGUGCGCAGUACUGUGCUGCUGAAAAACAACGAAGAGACGGAAUCUCUACCAAACAACAUCCUGUCCUACGAUGUGCUGAUGACAAACGCGAUCAUACCAUCAAGACGAACAACCUACUGGUGCAAGCUGGUCGACAUGCCCAGACUUCAAGCAAAACAUCAUGUUUUCAAGGUACAACCUGUGAUCACCCCUGGCAACGCAGGAAUGGUUCAUCACAUGCUCGUGUACAAGUGUCAUGCCAAUCCCAACCGCACGGUGGCGCCUGCCGACCAUCCGGGACACCAGUGUCACUAUGGCAACAUGCCCCAAGACUGGAGUGAGUGCUAUCGUGGGUCCAUCAUAGGAGCCUGGGCAGUCGGCACAGGGGACCUGAGCUUCCCCAGCCAUGUCGGGUAUCCCAUCGGUGACGAGGAUGACGGAGGCCAGGUGCUGCUGGAGGUGCACUAUGACAAUCCCGAACAGAAGGAAGGUGUGAUUGACAGCUCUGGCCUGAAGCUUCUGUACACACCUGAACUACGUCAGCAUGACGCAGGAGUCCUGGUAGUGACGCAGCGCAUUGACGCCACGCACAUCGUGCCUCCUCAUGCAGACGGCUUCAAAAUGGACAACUUUUGCAACCAGGAGUGCCUCGAUGCGUUCCUGGAUGAAGCGGGAGAACCUAUCCACAUAUUCGGGGACAUGUUACACGCGCACCUGCUGGCCAGCCAGCUGAAAACAACCGUCAUCAGGGACGGGGUGGAGACCGUGGUGUCACGUGACGACAACUACGACUUCAACCUGCAGCACAUCAGGAUGCUGGAUGAGGAGGUCACAGUUCGAAAGGGAGAUAUGAUCACGACAGAAUGCACGUACAACUCAGAGGACAACAACCAGGCCGUUUACGGCGGACUGGGGACCAACAAUGAGAUGUGCCAGAGCACGCUGUUCUACUACCCGCGGAUGAACAUCGUCUUCUGUGACAGCCAUCCCCAUCCCCUUAACGUGCUCAGCUUCGCAGGUGUCCAGGAGAUAAAUUACAACUUCAAUGUCCCGGCAUGGGUCAACAUCAUCCCAGUGGUAGAACCUGCCAGUAUGUCCAACAUGACCUACAUGGAUGUGGUGAGGAGCAUCGCCUGGGACAAGGACAAGGCGCGGCGGUUCUCGGACCAUCUCCGGGAGGGGAGCUUUGUUUCCAUGUGCGGCGGAAACACGCAGACAAGCAUUGAUACGUCCCAGUACACGAAAGAGAGCCCCCUGCCAAAGGCAACAGUACCAGCACCCGCACCAAAGGACCCCUGCACUACAUCUACGGGGACUGCCGGGCCUGAGAUGUGCACAUUGCUGCAUCUUCUGUUACUUAUCAUGUACUUAAUGCUUUACACACUGUAGACUCUGGGUGAACACAACUUAGGCCUAGGUCACAUUUCCUUUGUGGAAAUGUGACCUUAGCCUAAUGGGUGAACGCACCCUAUGUAAGUUACGUUUAAAUUUUUCGAUAGUAGUUUUUCUUUACCUUUCUCGUGGUGACACUGACCGAUUCUGAGUUUUACUGCAAUUCUGAGGUGUCGCGGAAGUGAGAAGGAUGCGGUACCAAAUGUGACCAAGCUUUUAUGGUCUUUUGUCUUGUCCGGGCGGCGGCGAUAGAAGUUAGUACCCAGUGAUUUACAAACCUGAUGUAACUAUUGAUGGAAAAGGGAAAUACGUAAGAAAUCUUCUGUCACUAAUGCUAUGCUUCAUUAUUUACACACUGUAGACUUUAAUACAUCGAUCAUGUACACACCGUAGACUUAAUGAUAUCAAUUGGCAAACAUGUCUGAUAUUGUGAGGAGACAAAAUUUGUAUAUUUUAUUGAAUUCCAAUAAUAUACAAAAUGCAGGAUAAAGCUACAACAUAUGGUUUUAGAGAACCCAGGAUAUAGCUACAACACGUGAAGAGGCAUAUGCGAUCCUGGGGCUGUUUCUUUUAUGUCGGAAGAUCAAAUCCUCUCUAACUACACCAUGAUUGUAUUCCUUGUAUAAUUUAACGUUCCUCAAAUAAAGUACAUGUAUAAUUUG